AUGGACUAUGGAAACGAUGCCCACACUAGCGGCGGCGGCUCACAAGCCUCGAUAGACGACGCGAGCAUGCACACGAUAACCGCCUCGACCCUGCAAAACCAAUAUCAAGCCCACGCCGCCCAACAACAGCAACAACAACAAGCACAACAGCAACAACAGCAAUCACAACCCCAAUACGAGCCCCGUCCACAGACCUCUUACUCCGACACGGGCUUCUCAAGACAGUACUCGCAAUCCGCCGACAACACGCCCGACCACCACCUGCAGAAUGGGAAUGGGCUUAGUAGGCCACCUAGUACGCAGAGUCAAGGGUACAAUGGUUCGCAGUCUGGAGGAGCAGGAGGGCAAGGGCAAACGGCACAGAAGAAUGCGAGUGUGGUGAUUAAAGUGGGGAUGGUGGGAGAUGCGCAGAUCGGCAAGACCAGUUUGAUGGUCAAGUAUGUGGAGGGGAGUUGGGAUGAGGACUAUAUCCAGACACUCGGCGUCAACUUCAUGGAGAAAACGAUCAGCAUCCGCAACACCGAAAUCACCUUCUCCAUCUGGGACUUGGGAGGGCAACGCGAAUUCGUGAAUAUGCUCCCGCUCGUCUGCAAUGAUGCCGUGGCGAUCUUAUUCAUGUUCGACCUGACGCGGAAAUCCACCCUCAACUCAAUAAAGGAAUGGUACCGACAAGGUCGCGGCUUCAACAAGACCGCGAUUCCUUUCCUGGUAGGGACGAAGUACGAUCAUUUUGUCAACUUUCCACGGGAGGAGCAGGAGGAGAUAAGUAUGCAGGCGAAGCGGUUCGCGAAGGCUAUGAAGGCUAGUUUGAUCUUUUCGAGUACUUCGCAUUCUAUUAAUGUGCAGAAGAUCUUCAAGAUCGUUCUGGCGAAGGCUUUCGACUUACGGUGCACGAUUCCAGAGAUAGAGAACGUGGGUGAGCCGCUGCUGCUGUAUCAGGCUAUGGGUUGA
This is a messenger RNA of Recurvomyces mirabilis, 951 nucleotides long. RefSeq names its product Ras GTPase tem1 (gene TEM1). Gene Ontology annotation, cellular component: spindle pole body. The transcript is spliced from 3 exons. Lineage: Eukaryota; Fungi; Ascomycota; Dothideomycetes; Mycosphaerellales; Teratosphaeriaceae. Gene Ontology annotation, molecular function: GTP binding; GTPase activity. Gene Ontology annotation, biological process: positive regulation of mitotic division septum assembly. The record is from RefSeq and is a predicted model, not a curated record. The coding region runs from base 1 to 951 and encodes 316 amino acids.